AUGUUGGUAAAGGGGUUUUUCUCGCAGGCCUGCCUGAAGGUAUGCGCCGAGGGCUGGUACCGUGUUAUGUGCGACUGCAAGAGGAGUGUGAAUCCCCUCUUCGACAAACUCAACGACAAGCCUCAAUGCAAUGUCCUCAACGUCUCGCAGUGUGGGGAUCCCUCUGUCUCUCGAAGCUGCGAUGCCUGCAUCAUGGAAGCGGAAGCGAAGUUCUUCGCCCAGGAUCUCCUGUGCCUCUGUCCCCCCUCUUGCACGGAGGUGAAUUACGAUCCGGAUCUGUCGCAGGCGAUCCCCAACGAGAAAUUCCUCUAUGCUCUCUCGUUCUACAAGCAAUUCCAGUUUGGAAAAGAUGUCUGCAACAGUCCGUAUGACGUGGACGUGCAUGGUGAGAUUGGAUUCAGGGGAAAUGCUUGGGUUUGGAUGGAGGCGCGGGUCUGCGACGGGAAGGCACAAUGCUACGACGAGUCGGACGAGACGCUCAUCUGCGACCAGUUCGACGACGUUUGCAACUCCGUGGAUGGCGCCUUCUCCUGCACGAACGAGAUGAAAUGCUUGACCUCGGACCUCCGAUGCAACGGCGUGGACGACUGCCAAGACGGAUCCGACGAACGCGACUGCCCCGAGUAUUGCAAGAGCGUCGGACUUCUCUCGUGCGAGACGAAAGGCGGCUGCCUGACCGAAGACAAAUGGUGCAACAUGAUUCUCGACUGCCCCGAUAUGUCCGAUGAGACUCAUUGUAAAGUCGAACUCUACAAGAAGCACGACGAAGCGUGUGACUGCGAACAAGUCUGCGUCCGCCGCCCCAAAGAUACCGAUUACUGCUACGAAAAGAAUUACGUCACCGGCGACUUCGGCCGAACGAUAGCCGACUCGAGGACCAAGGACAUGAGCGACCUGUUGCAGAUUUACACUCCGGAUCGAGACGAGGUGCAAAAGUACGGGAUAAGCGCCAGAGAUUUCAUCGCCAGCUGCAGUUUCGACAAUCGAGAUUGCUCCUACAAGGAUUUCCACGAAUGGCGGAGCGACGACUAUGGGAAUUGCUUCACCUUCAACAGUCCGUUCUUGGAGAAGUACGUAGAAGACUCGGAAGGAAACUACGUGAAGCAAGACGUGAUUCCACGUUACUCGACGAAAUUCGGCUUUCAGCACGGACUUCGACUCACCUUCGACCUGAACGUGGAUGACACCUUCUCUGUCCUGGCAAGGACAAAAGGCGCCCGCGUCGUGAUUCAUCCCAGGUCCCAGCUUCCGUUCCCAGAAGGCGAGGGCUUCAACAUCGCUCCUGGGAUCCUCACCACUGCCUCAAUCAAACGGGCCUGCCUGAAGGUAUGCGCCGAGGGCUGGUACCGUGAUAUGUGCGACUGCAAGAGGAGUGUGAAUCCCCUCUUCGACAAACUCAACGACAAGCCUCAAUGCAAUGUCCUCAACGUCUCUCAGUGUGGGGAUCCCUCUGUCUCUCGAAGCUGCGAUGCCUGCAUCAUGGAAGCGGAAGCGAAGUUCUUCGCCCAGGAUCUCUUGUGCCUCUGUCCCCCCUCUUGCACGGAGGUGAAUUACGAUCCGGAUCUGUCGCAGGCGAUCCCCAACGAGAAAUUCCUCUAUGCUCUCUCGUUCUACAAACAAUUCCAGUUUGGAAAAGAUGUCUGCAACAGUCCGGGCAAAGAUGGGAACACGGCCUACCUGCACGUCUAUUUCGAAGACAACAGCUACAAGUUGAUCCAAGAAAGUCCCGCUUACACUUGGGUGACCCUCGUGUCGAACUUGGGCGGGUCCAUCGGUCUCUUUGUCGGACUGAGCUUGAUCACGGUUGUCGAGCUUUUCUUCUUCUUCGUUGAGGUAUUCUCCUUCUGCUGCUUUAAACGACGUCAUCGCAUCCGGGAAAGAAAGAACUCAGGGCAACGACACAUUGGAGUCAGCGAACCACGCCCCUCUGUGGGAGAAGGAAAUGCAAGAGACAGGGAUGCAGACUCUGGUCCAGAUGGCACCAUCCUUCGUGAACCCAGGUCUGGAGAGAAAGUUGCGUUCUGCGUCCCGACGUCACGCAGGUCAGUGUGGGUGAGGGAGGAGGGAAGGGAGGUGAGGCUCUAA
This is a messenger RNA of Darwinula stevensoni, 2085 nucleotides long. The record is from the annotation of a GenBank genome assembly. Lineage: Eukaryota; Metazoa; Arthropoda; Ostracoda; Podocopida; Darwinulidae.